This is a messenger RNA of Symbiodinium sp. CCMP2456, 1551 nucleotides long. The record is from the annotation of a GenBank genome assembly. Lineage: Eukaryota; Dinophyceae; Suessiales; Symbiodiniaceae.
AUGCUGGUGUUCCCCUGCCGCUCCGGCAUCGUGGCACCUCUUCCAGCAAGACCCAGUCUCUCUCGAAUGGCUUUGCGAGGCACUUCCCGACCCAAGCGAGUAGUGGUGAUUGGCGCUGGCACUGCCGGCCUUGCCGUUGCCUCGUGUCUGAAAUCACCUGGUCGUAAGCAACCGCAGGCCCCACAGCAAGACAUCGAGGUCACCGUGGUCGAGGCUCGAGGCCGACUGGGUGGACGAAUUUGUACCGAGCACUUUGCCGAUGGCUCAGCCGUGGAUCUUGGUGCAGCAUGGGUUCAUGGAGCUUGCCGGUCCAAUCCGGUAAUGGCGAUUGUGAAGGCAUGCGGAGCAAAAAUCGUGGAGACUGAUUGGGAGAAUGACCUUCAUUUUGAAGCUGUUGGUACUGAGACUGAGCCACACCAGAGCAAGCAGAUGGACGAGGUUGAGCUGCAGCGCAGCCACAAGCACUUUGAAGCUCUUUGGCAGCUCUUCCGCAUGAAACAAAGUGCUGAUCGGAGGGAGGCGAAGAAAGGGCCAAUUGUGGAUCAAAGCCUCAUGACCACUUUGUGGGGCUUAAAAUCGAAAGCCUUCAAAGGUAUUGAUGAGCUGGACAAGCGAUCCCAGUUGCUGCUGCUCAACGCAAUAUCGGGCGAGACAGAGCAUGACUAUGCCGCGACACCAGACGAGCUGAGCUCAACUUGGUGGGAUAUCGAUGACGAGUUUGACGGUGGACAUGCCUUGUGGAAGGCCGGGUAUCAGCAGCUGAUUGAGCAUCUGGCCGAAGGCAUCACGGUCGUCCUGGAUGCGCAGGUCGAGCGGAUCGAGUGGUUUACAGCGGAUGCAGGUGAUGGGCCAGCCUGCGCCGUGAGCUUGCGCGACGGCCGGAGGCUCGAGGCGGACUUUUGUGUUUGCACGCUACCUCUCGGCGUCCUGCAGCGGGACCAGGCAGCGCUUUUCAGGCCUCCCCUGCCAGAGGCAAAGGUUGAAGCCCUCGGACGGCUGGGUGUGGGAGUCUUGGAGAAGGUGGCGUUGAGGUUCGAGCGGUGUUUCUGGGAGAGCAAAGACGUGAAGCCUCAUUGCAUUUACCGGACACCGACCUCGGAGUCUCGGACUUUGCCUUCUGCCUGCGAGGCGCCGUACUGGGUGAGCCUCCGGCCCGUCACCGGCAGCAAUGUGCUGGUGGCUUAUUUCGUCACUGGCGCGGGGCGGGUGAUGGCCCGACUUCCGGAGGAGGAGGCUGUGAGCCGUGUGCUUGCACUGCUGAAGUCGAUGUUCCCUCCGGUGGAGGUGGAUGCAGCAAAUCUCCUGGAGGCGAAAAAGACCGCGUGGGCUGAGGAUGAGUGGUCUUGUGGGGGCUACUCCUUUCUCGCUGUUGGGGCGACGACGCAAGACAGGCACGCCCUGGCCAAGCCGGUGGGACCUCUGCAUUUCGCCGGCGAAGCUACGCAUGACAGGUAUCCGGCCACCGUCCACGGCGCCUUGCUAUCAGGUAGGCGUGCAGCAUCGGAGAUCCUGGCCAAGCUGUCGAGCGAAGCAAAUGGCUAUCCCAAGUAA